AUGCCAGACCCCGAUCAGCAAAGUGACCGCGAUUUGAGCUAUGCUAUCCCACCAGCACCCGGCAAAUGCCCCGUUUGUGGCCGGGGUAACAAGAUAGGGGUUAAAAGGUGCGAAGGAUACGUACAGAGGAGCAAUGGAGCUAUUACUCGCUGUCGACGGCCAAUUAAUGGGCCACGAGGACUGGACUUCGAGGAUUUUAUGUCGACUUACAACGCCGGGCUCAACGGAGGCCAAGCCUCCGGAGAGGCAGUCGACACGGGUGAUCAAGAGGUCAAAGCGGAUAUCACAGCUUAUGUCCUCCUAGUUCUCAUUGCUUGCUUUAUUUUCUACUUGGGCCAAGCCUCCGGAAACACGGGCCAAAUCUCCAGAGAGGCAGUCGAUACGGGCGAUCAAGAGGCCGAAGCGGACAUCACAGCCUAA
Messenger RNA from Fusarium sp. VM40, 420 nucleotides. Lineage: Eukaryota; Fungi; Ascomycota; Sordariomycetes; Hypocreales; Nectriaceae. The record is from the annotation of a GenBank genome assembly.